AUGGAAAGAAAUGAUGGGAUCAAACCAAAUCAUUCGUUUAAUCUUCUUCUCCCAAUACAGAAGGAUAUUCUUACUCAGGAGGAUAGAAAUAUUCUUAGAAUUGGUGUUUUCUCUCUCGGAGACGUUCUGUGGGGCGAAUCUGCUGUUCAGAUACAAACAUUUAUUCUGGCACUGAAAGCACUUCUCAGGUACUUUAUGGUGGCACUUAAAGCACUUCUCAGGUACUUCAUUCUGGCACUGAAAGCACUUCUCAGGAAUUGUUAUGGAGUUGGUGUUCUAACUAUACCAAAUACACUGUACCAAGAGGAUGAAAAUAUAAGAUCGAGAAUUGUAGGGUGUGCUGAUUAUGUGAUAGCAUUAAAUAGUUUUGAUUCACAGGAGACUGCUAAUCCAGUUUAUAAGGACUACCAUGGUUUGCUCUCAGUAGAACGAAUAGCAAGCCUAGGUGUUCUCACACCUCCACUUCACUUACUCAAGGAGGACAAUGAGCUAGUCUUCAAGUCCCGACGGAACAAGUUCCAGAUCGAGAAGUUCUACCUGCCCCCUGACCUCACCGAGACCGCUAGCAGGGACAGUAAGGACGUCAAGAUCCAUAAAAAUAUCGAUUUCUAA
This is a messenger RNA of Eurytemora carolleeae, 612 nucleotides long. RefSeq names its product elongator complex protein 4 (gene Elp4). Bases 1 to 612 code for a protein of 203 amino acids. The record is from RefSeq and is a predicted model, not a curated record. The transcript has 7 exons. Gene Ontology annotation, cellular component: cytoplasm; elongator holoenzyme complex; transcription elongation factor complex. Gene Ontology annotation, biological process: tRNA wobble uridine modification. NCBI's taxonomy places the organism in Eukaryota, Metazoa, Arthropoda, Copepoda, Calanoida, Temoridae.